CCUGUACAGUUCCCAAUUUCAGUUUGGCCAGAUCUUUGUCAGGUCUCUAAAUAAUCCAAACAACACAAAUCCUAUGUAAAGUACAAAAAUAGCAAGGGAAAUGGGCUUGACACGAAAAUUAUCCUGCCUGCUGCUGAUCUCUGUGAUCCUUCCGCUGCUGAUCCCUGGCGUGCUGACUCAAAUCGUGGACAACGGGGAGCAGGGAGAUGCUGGCGAGAAGCUGCUGAUGGACUCCACUCGACCGAUUCGUCCGAUACGAGCCUUGAAGCUCCAAAAAAUUAGGGGACGCAACGCUGUCGUGAGUGAAGAAGGCGAUUACGAGGACGACGAUGCGGACGGACACAAGAAUAGAAACGGCUGCGAUGCCAGCGAUGAUCCGAAGCGCCAGAGCAUCUACACCGUCAACAUCAACACAGUCAACAUGGACGAUGAGGAGGCCAAGCAAAUGAUGUCGGAGCGCGAGUUCAAUCAGGCGAUCAAGCAGCUGAUGAAGUUCGGUGAGAACACCGUGGCUGACAAACACUUGAAACGCAUUGAGAAUGGAGCUGGCAUGGAUUUCCGGCGUGAAUUCGCCAGCGACGAAGCAAAUCCCUACAUCUGAUGAUAAUUGCAAAAUAUUUUGUUUGAGCUGAGUUCGUUCCUCAAUUUCUCGUACAAUUCAAGCGUGAGCUGA
This is a messenger RNA of Drosophila navojoa, 673 nucleotides long. RefSeq lists its product as uncharacterized. Lineage: Eukaryota; Metazoa; Arthropoda; Insecta; Diptera; Drosophilidae. The record is from RefSeq and is a predicted model, not a curated record.